This is a messenger RNA of Paramecium primaurelia, 3561 nucleotides long. NCBI's taxonomy places the organism in Eukaryota, Ciliophora, Oligohymenophorea, Peniculida, Parameciidae. The record is from the annotation of a GenBank genome assembly.
AUGCCAGCAGCUAUUGACACUAAUGUAUCAUUAAGCAUGUGGAAUCAUGUUGAAGAAUUUACUAAGUACAAACUUUUUACUAUUAGAUUGGCUAUUGUCGGAGGUGCAUCUUUAAUUGUUAACAAACCUUACUAAUUAAAUUUUGAUAUAGAUGCAUUUGAAACAUACAAAAUGCAAAUCCAAUAAUUGCAAUCCAAAUCACAAACAGAUUUUAUUUAAAUGGGCAAAAUUCUAUAAACAGAGGAUGUACACACUCUAGUCCUAUAUUUGCAUAGAUAGAUCAAUUAAUGAAGUUAGGAGCGUUUUGUUUCGAUUGUCAUUUAUUACCUUCCUAUACAGGGACAUAUUUUAAAGAUCUCCAGUAAUUGCAAUAAGUUUUAUAAUAUUUGCCCUCUUAAGCCUGUCUAUUUAUACAUACUUAAAAUACUGUUGACAAAGAUCUAGGGAUUACAUCACCUUUUAGAAGUAAACCCUUUGCUGAACGAUUAAAUAUUACUUAAUUAGAUUUAGUUGAUGCAGAUGGAGUAUCAGGAUCAUGUAUUAGUGAUGAUGAAAAAAUUCAAAAUGAUGAUCCCAAAUAUUUGUAAUAGAUAGAUUAUCUAAAUGAGAGUAAUUCUCCUAUUAAGGAAAUAGGUAUAUAAUCAAAAUCAAUAUAGUUAAAAAAUAUAAGAAUUCAGAUGAAAAAAGAAUUUCAGAAUUUGAAGAUUAAUAUGAUACUUCAUUAUCUCCUAAACUUUAAUCAAAUAUAUAUAAAAUUAAAUCUAAAUAGAUUACAGAGCAAUCAUAAAUAUCAUUAAUAAGUAGAGCUGAACUUAUAACAUAUAAAGAAGUUCCUAAGAUGGAAUAGAAUUAUAAAUUUCCUUAUGAUGAAACAGAUAGUAUAUAAUAAUAAUAAUAAUAAUAAAAUCCUUAAUUAAAAAUUGAAAUAAAACUUCCCAUAUAAGAUCAAGAAUCACCUUUAGGAUCGAAAAAAGAUUCAAAUUAAUAAGAUUCUAAUCAAAAACAUAGUCCACAAAUGUCCAUACAAUCUUCAGAUAUAUCUUCACCAGAAAGCCUCUCCUUAAAAUCAGAAUGCAGAUUAAGAUCAAGAGCUUAUACUGCUUAAGGACUUCUACAAAGAAGAUAAUCAAAAACUGGAUUUGCAUUAGUUUUGCACUAAGUUGAAGAUAAUUCAAAUGGUAAACAUGGAUCUGGAGAUAUGUUAAUACUAAAUUUUUCAGAAUCACGACCUCGUUAAAAUUAGAAUAAUAAUAAUAGAUUCAAUAGAGAUUACUUAUGUUUUUUAGCAUUUCGACCUGCUACUUGGGAAAAAUUUGCUAUUUAAAAAGUGAAAAAGAUAAUCAAACAAUAAUUUAAAUGUAAGAUUAUUCUUAAUGGUUUUUCUUCUUCUUUUUCUUUGGUGGAAAUAAAAGAACUUAUCAAUAAUUAAAUAUUUAGUGAUAUUGGAUAUCCUUAUCUAUUAUUNAUUAAGCAUGUGGAAUCAUGUUGAAGAAUUUACUAAGUACAAACUUUUUACUAUUAGAUUGGCUAUUGUCGGAGGUGCAUCUUUAAUUGUUAACAAACCUUACUAAUUAAAUUUUGAUAUAGAUGCAUUUGAAACAUACAAAAUGCAAAUCCAAUAAUUGCAAUCCAAAUCACAAACAGAUUUUAUUUAAAUGGGCAAAAUUCUAUAAACAGAGGAUGUACACACUCUAGUCCUAUAUUUGCAUAGAUAGAUCAAUUAAUGAAGUUAGGAGCGUUUUGUUUCGAUUGUCAUUUAUUACCUUCCUAUACAGGGACAUAUUUUAAAGAUCUCCAGUAAUUGCAAUAAGUUUUAUAAUAUUUGCCCUCUUAAGCCUGUCUAUUUAUACAUACUUAAAAUACUGUUGACAAAGAUCUAGGGAUUACAUCACCUUUUAGAAGUAAACCCUUUGCUGAACGAUUAAAUAUUACUUAAUUAGAUUUAGUUGAUGCAGAUGGAGUAUCAGGAUCAUGUAUUAGUGAUGAUGAAAAAAUUCAAAAUGAUGAUCCCAAAUAUUUGUAAUAGAUAGAUUAUCUAAAUGAGAGUAAUUCUCCUAUUAAGGAAAUAGGUAUAUAAUCAAAAUCAAUAUAGUUAAAAAAUAUAAGAAUUCAGAUGAAAAAAGAAUUUCAGAAUUUGAAGAUUAAUAUGAUACUUCAUUAUCUCCUAAACUUUAAUCAAAUAUAUAUAAAAUUAAAUCUAAAUAGAUUACAGAGCAAUCAUAAAUAUCAUUAAUAAGUAGAGCUGAACUUAUAACAUAUAAAGAAGUUCCUAAGAUGGAAUAGAAUUAUAAAUUUCCUUAUGAUGAAACAGAUAGUAUAUAAUAAUAAUAAUAAUAAUAAAAUCCUUAAUUAAAAAUUGAAAUAAAACUUCCCAUAUAAGAUCAAGAAUCACCUUUAGGAUCGAAAAAAGAUUCAAAUUAAUAAGAUUCUAAUCAAAAACAUAGUCCACAAAUGUCCAUACAAUCUUCAGAUAUAUCUUCACCAGAAAGCCUCUCCUUAAAAUCAGAAUGCAGAUUAAGAUCAAGAGCUUAUACUGCUUAAGGACUUCUACAAAGAAGAUAAUCAAAAACUGGAUUUGCAUUAGUUUUGCACUAAGUUGAAGAUAAUUCAAAUGGUAAACAUGGAUCUGGAGAUAUGUUAAUACUAAAUUUUUCAGAAUCACGACCUCGUUAAAAUUAGAAUAAUAAUAAUAGAUUCAAUAGAGAUUACUUAUGUUUUUUAGCAUUUCGACCUGCUACUUGGGAAAAAUUUGCUAUUUAAAAAGUGAAAAAGAUAAUCAAACAAUAAUUUAAAUGUAAGAUUAUUCUUAAUGGUUUUUCUUCUUCUUUUUCUUUGGUGGAAAUAAAAGAACUUAUCAAUAAUUAAAUAUUUAGUGAUAUUGGAUAUCCUUAUCUAUUAUUAGAUAGUGAUGACAUAAGUGAUGGAAUUACUAAAUUUAAAUCUGAUCCUCCAAUUCGAUAAAAAUAUAAUAAAUAAUUAUUAUAAAAAGGAAUAUAAUAAAAUAAUUGGAUAAGUAGUAUAUCAAGUUCACAUCUUUAUGUGAAUGGUUUAUAUAAAUUUGAAGAAUAAGGAGAUUUUCGAAAAGCAGUUAGCGGAUUGUGUAGUAUAGGAUGCACAUUCUAAGCAUUAUGGACUUUAUUAUUUUGUAAAAAGAAUCAAGAUCCAUAUAAAAUAAAAAAAGCAUUCUACAAUAAAGAAAUAAAUAAUCCUAGAUAUAAAAGAAUGUUAUUAAAACUUAUUUAAUUAUAAUAACUUGUAUCUUCAGGACCAGCACAAUAUUUAAAUCUCAAAGACAGAGGAAGUAUAGAAGAAGGAAAAAUAGCUGAUUUAGUUGUAUUUGAUCCAUUUAAAACAUGGAAAUUGAAUUUUGAAAAAAUAAAUCACAUUUUUACUUUUUCUAUUGAUAAACACAUAUUUAAAAAUAGAUUAUUUUUAGGUUCAGUUGACUCAGUAUUUAUUAGAGGUAUUUAAAAUAUUGUUAUUUUAGGUGAAAUAAUAUUAAAUUAAGAAAAUUAAAUAAUUACAAUUUAAAAUAGAAAAGGGAUUUAAAUAUUGAAAUGA